Messenger RNA from Xenopus laevis (African clawed frog), 1105 nucleotides. It is a transcript of the gene cryab.L, whose product is annotated as crystallin alpha B L homeolog. Gene Ontology annotation, biological process: negative regulation of apoptotic process; protein refolding; response to heat. The record is from RefSeq and is a predicted model, not a curated record. The coding region runs from base 451 to 966 and encodes 171 amino acids. Gene Ontology annotation, cellular component: cytoplasm; nucleus. The transcript has 3 exons. Gene Ontology annotation, molecular function: structural constituent of eye lens. NCBI's taxonomy places the organism in Eukaryota, Metazoa, Chordata, Amphibia, Anura, Pipidae.
GUGCCCUGUAGGAAGCUGGAAGAGGGAUGGAUGUUUGUAGAGCAUUAAGGAUUAAAUAAAUUACAUUGCGAUUACACUAUCAUCUGUCAGAUCUGGGCAUGAAAUCAUCCUUGUCAAGUUACAGGAGAGUGGCUGAAAUGAUCUGUUGAGCCAAAGAGCACAGAAGUAGGAAAGAAAACAGAACAACAAUCAGCAUUUCUUCUUGUUAAUUCAGUGGGCUGAAGAGUGAAUAGAGAAACUGUCAUGGCACAUGUCCACCGGCUCUCUGCUGAAUGGGAGCAGACGAUCAUGGCUGAAUAAUGAAAUCACCUGACUUCAAUUUUCCAGAAUGUUCAAUGUUCGGGUGCAAGGGUGGAGCCGACUGGCAGUCCACUGUAUAUAAGAGCUCCAGGUUAGUUGGCUAACUCAGACCUUAAACUGAGUUAAGGCAGCAAGAAAAGCAGCUAGAAAAUGGAUGUAGCUAUCCAACAUCCUUGGUUCCGUCGCCACUUUUACUCAUUGUUUGGACCAAACAAGAUCUUUGACCAGCAUUUUGGAGAACACCUGCAUGAGGCUGAACUUUUCCCAAGUUCCAGUCUGCUAUCACCUUUCUUCUUCAGAUACCCCAGCUUCAGACUUCCAAGCUGGAUAGACAGUGGACUGUCUGAGAUGAGAAUUGAUAAGGAUAAAUUCUCUGUAAACUUGGAUGUGAAGCAUUUCUCACCAGAAGAACUAAAGGUGAAGAUUGUUGGAGAUUUUAUUGAAAUCCAUGGGGUGCAUGAAGAACGGCAGGAUGAACAUGGCUUUGUUUCCAGAGAUUUCCAACGAAGAUACAAAAUUCCAUCAGAUGUUGAUCCCCAAUCCAUCACCUCAACUCUGUCUCCAGAUGGUGUACUGACAGUCUCUGGACCAAGAAAGCUCUCUGAAGUACCUGAACGCAGCAUCCCUAUUACUCGUGAAGAAAAGACAUCCAUCAGUAAAAAGUAGGGCCUGUUACCUCUUCCAAGCAUCGAUGAUACUGUUCCACCCUGCCAUAAUUAGAACCUCAUACUAAACAGCUACAUGUUUAUGUGUUGUCUUGUGACCAAAGCAAAUUACUACUACAAAUAAAGCCAAGAUAAACUUA